AUGGACAUCUUCGCUGGUGCAUCCACCGUGUCGGAGACGGUUGAGACAGUCUUGGUGAAAAACAGUGAUUACUACGUUAGAGUGAUGGAACAACUCACCACCGGUAAUUCUACUACUACUGCAACUAAUUCUGGUACUACUAUGGAUAGUAGUGAACUCUGUCAAACUUUACUGCAUAGUAUUCAGCGUCAACAAGGUGCAUCCACACCAUCUGCUCCUUUUUCCGUUGCCUUUGGGAAUACAAAAGCCCCGCUGCUCCUUCUCUUUGCCCCGGCGGUGUUGCUGCGGGCAUCUUUACUUCUCGCCUCACCGCAGGCAGAUACAUUGAAACCAGAUGCGGAGUGGCACACGGCGGUGGCUCCCUUCUUACUCGCCACGCAAAGUGAACUGCUCGCCUCACCAGGGCAGAGCGUGGCUCGUGUAAACACAUUGCCUCAUCCACCGCACUUGCACACCUCGCGGCACACACCCUCAUGGUCCGUGAUUCUCACACCAACGGUAUUGGCAGAUAUGGUUCCACUUCCACCAUCCGCACUGCAGAGGGAACACACAUUGAGUGCGGAUAAUCUUGGAGGCGUACUCUGUGUGUUAAUGUGCGGGUUAGUGCACUUUGUUCAGUCACUGAUACUCUUACCACAACGUGUUUUGUGUGGAUCAGGAACCCUUGAAUUCUGUAAGAAAACUAUGGCUGUACUUUUGUCACCGACCGUUGUGAUGUAUGGAGCAAAAACAAGGAAUUUACAAAUAGCUGUAGGUUCCAUUCUUCUUCAUAUUCGAUGUUUGUUGGCUAUGCGAGAGGCGGUGGGUGAACUUCGUCAAGAACGAUUGAUAGAAGAAUGGUCUGAAGGUAUGCAGUGUUGGCUUGAUUUGGCAACUCAGACAGGGAAUACGGUUUGUGUACAACUUUUAUUUUCGUAUAUGUUAUCACCAGAUAUUUAUUGGACACAAUAA
Molecule: messenger RNA, 951 nt
Organism: Trypanosoma theileri
Lineage: Eukaryota; Euglenozoa; Kinetoplastea; Trypanosomatida; Trypanosomatidae
Exons: 1
Coding region: 1-951 (316 amino acids)
Source: RefSeq, a predicted model, not a curated record